Molecule: messenger RNA, 945 nt
Organism: Macrosiphum euphorbiae (potato aphid)
Lineage: Eukaryota; Metazoa; Arthropoda; Insecta; Hemiptera; Aphididae
Source: the annotation of a GenBank genome assembly
AUGGUUGCUUGUACUCAGGUUGCUUGGAUUAAAGCAGAUACGAAGGCUAUAUUAGCUAUCCACGAACAUGUUAUUACGAACAACGAAAGGUUGUCCGUCACGCACAACGAUUAUAACACAUGGACAUUAAAUGUUAGGACAGUUCGAAGAGAAGAUAGAGGCACUUAUAUGUGUCAAGUCAAUACGGACCCAAUGAAAAGCCAAAGUGCUUUUUUAGAAGUAGUUAUACCACCAGACAUCGUAUAUGAAGACACGUCCGGAGAUAUGAUGAUCCCUGAAGGUGGUUCAGCUAAAUUGAUUUGCAAAGCUCGAGGAUAUCCUGAACCAAAGAUACUAUGGAAAAGAGAAGAUGGAGGAGAUAUUAUUGUUAGAACUGGAACUACAGUAAAAACUAAAAUGACAUCAGUUGAAGGGGAAUCAUUACUUUUAUCAAAAGUGACAAGAUCAGAAAUGGGUGCAUACCUUUGCAUUGCGGCCAACGGUGUACCACCAUCGGUUAGCAAAAGACUGAUGCUUCACGUUCAUUUUCAUCCAUUGGUUCAAGUUCCAAAUCAACUAGUGGGAGCACCUCAGAAAACGGACAUAACACUUCAAUGCUAUGUCGAAGCGUCACCAAAGUCAAUCAAUUAUUGGACGAGAGAAUCGGAUUUAGGAGGAUACAAUGCAUAUCGAAAAUUCAAUGGAGAAGCCGAAGGAAAUAUUAGAGUAUAUGAAAUGGAUUUAUCUAAGCCCAGAACACCUAGCGAAGACGAUGACGAUAAUGCUAUCAAUAAAUUUGAUUCUGAAGAAGACGAUUAUGAAAAUAGAAACACGGGACGCAAUUCUUCAAGCAAUUCACCAGCACUCAAAGAUCAAUCUCACCGUUUACCUAGGUCAUCUUCAAACAUAAUACGAUACAUCAACUCUGUUAUGUUAAUACCGAUAUUAAUGCUAAUGAAAUACUGA